AUGUUAGUCUACCUGUUGGCGGAGAAAGGCUGGUCCUCAUAUCUACGACUACAGAACCUAACCACGGACAGUCGUGGUAUUGCCAGGUUCUCCGUCAACACAACCAGUCUGCCCAAAGAGAAUAUUAACCUCGUAGUGAGCGACUCCCCACAAGUGGAGUACCCAGGAUACAGGGUCCCCUAUUUCAACAGAGGGCAACACCUACUCUCGCUGAUCCAGCCCGCUGCCCCUGACAUUAAACCGUCCAGCUCCCUGGCUAUUCAGAAGAUGGAGAAACCACUGGCGUGUGGGCAGGCGGUGUCGAUCACCAUCCGCUAUGCCAUCGUAGGGGAGACUGUCCCAAAGGGCUCUGUGGCUGUCCUCUACCUGGCCUUGUCCAGAGGGGUCAUAGUUCAGCAUGGACACAUCAAUGUUACUGUGCAGCAGGACAGUCCUGAAGCUGAGGGUGACGUCACCUUGAUGUUGGCAGUGGUCCCAGAGAUGGCGCCGGUGGUUCAGCUCCUGGUGUACAGUAUGCUACCCAGUGAGACUGUCAUCGCCCACAGCAUGAACUUCCCCACUGAGAAAUGCUUCAGGAACAAGGUGUUGGUGGAGUUCUCUCCCGCCAACGCUGUCCCAGGGGAGGAGAACACCCUGCAUCUCUCGGCCCGGCCCGGUUCCCUCUGUGGCCUCAGUGCUGUUGACCAGAGUGUUGGCGUCAUGGAGCCAGGGAAGAGGCUGGAUGCUGACAAG
Oncorhynchus masou masou (cherry salmon) is the source of this 732-nucleotide messenger RNA. RefSeq names its product alpha-2-macroglobulin-like. The transcript has 5 exons. The record is from RefSeq and is a predicted model, not a curated record. The annotation marks the transcript as partial. NCBI's taxonomy places the organism in Eukaryota, Metazoa, Chordata, Actinopteri, Salmoniformes, Salmonidae.